Penicillium cinerascens is the source of this 723-nucleotide messenger RNA. Its product is annotated as SNUT3/LISCH7 family protein. The transcript has 2 exons. Gene Ontology annotation, cellular component: precatalytic spliceosome. The record is from RefSeq and is a predicted model, not a curated record. NCBI's taxonomy places the organism in Eukaryota, Fungi, Ascomycota, Eurotiomycetes, Eurotiales, Aspergillaceae. Bases 1 to 723 code for a protein of 240 amino acids. Gene Ontology annotation, biological process: RNA splicing.
AUGGCGGAACCUCCAGCCAAACGCGCUCGGCGUGUCGACAGUAGCGCAAUGUGGGAUAUGAAUGAUUCAAAUGCUCGCUCUGCGGAGCCAGAGUCGGAUCUCGACCGCAGACGCCCACCACCUCCCAGAGACGACCGACGCGACGCCCCCCGUGACGAUCGUCGAUACCGCUCGCGCUCCCGCGAUCGGAAAGAUAUAAAGCAAGAAAGGAGCUGGUCUCGAGAUCCUCGUGACAAUGACCGAGACCGGAGGGACCGAGACGGUCGUGGGGGCAGGGACAGCAGAGGACGUGGUCAUGACAGGCGAGGGUACCCACCUAAAGGCGAGAAACUUCGCGACCGCUCACGUUCGCGAUCUCCCGCGCGUAACGGCACCAAGAUUUCCCGAUCACGAUCACCACCCUCGCGAGGAUACAAAGGAGAUCGCCGCUCUGAGCGCAGAGAUCCUCGAGCCCGAGACGACGGGCGAGGCGCCAAUGGCGCGUCGGGUCCUGGUCACUACAAGCAAGAGAUGGAUGUGGACUUCAAGGAAGAUGCGGACGAAGACGAGAUGGACGAGAUGAUGCGGAGAAGCAUGGGAUUCAGCAGAUUCCGAACCACCAAGAACUCCAAGGUGCCUGGAAACGAUAUCUACGGUGUACGGAAGGAGAAGAAGAGCGAGUACCGCCAGUACAUGAACCGCACGGGUGGUUUCAACAGACCACUCAGUCCGUCGCGGUCCUAA